Penicillium lagena is the source of this 1365-nucleotide messenger RNA. Its product is annotated as retrograde regulation protein 2. The record is from RefSeq and is a predicted model, not a curated record. Gene Ontology annotation, molecular function: transmembrane transporter activity. The coding region runs from base 1 to 1365 and encodes 454 amino acids. Gene Ontology annotation, biological process: transmembrane transport. Gene Ontology annotation, cellular component: membrane. The transcript has 6 exons. NCBI's taxonomy places the organism in Eukaryota, Fungi, Ascomycota, Eurotiomycetes, Eurotiales, Aspergillaceae.
AUGACUUCUUCAGUAGAGGACAUAGCUACAAAGUCAGAGCAUGAGGAGAGUCUCUCGGAGCGCGAGGGACAGGUGGAUGCACCAGACCAGCUCGAGGUGAAACGGAUCAAAAAGAAGAUAGAUCUAAGAAUCUGCGUUGUGCUGGGAGUGAUGUAUACCGCUUCAUUAGUCGACCGUGUCAAUUUACCUCCGCCAAUGACUGCAAUUGCCCGAAAACUUCGUCCUCGCCGUUUCUUAUGCGGAAUUGUGAUUUCUUGGGGUUUGGUAAUUGUUGGACAUGGCCUUGUUCAAAGCUGGCGCUCCAUGCUUGCCUUGCGAUGCUUAUUGGGAAUUUUUGAAGCAGGGUUCUUUUCUGGUUGCGUGCACCUAUUGAGCUCUUGGUAUAUCAGAGGUAAUCUUGCACUGUGGAACAAAACUGAGGUAGCAAAACGAAAUGCUGCGUUCUAUCUUCUAGGGUCUUUUAUUGCUGGCUUCGGCGGUAUCUUGGCAUAUGGUCUGUCAAGAAUGAAUGGCGUGGGGGGUCAUGCAGGCUGGCGAUGGAUCUUCCUUUUGGAGGGUACUAUCACCAUUGCCUUCGGUCUCGCAGCCUACUUCCUCAUCGUCGACUUCCCAGAGGAUGCCCACAAAUCCUGGAAGUUCCUCAAAGAAGACGAAAUCCAGACUGUUAUUGAUCGAAUCAACAGAGACCGACAGGAUGUAACAACAUCUCCUUUCAAACUGGGCUCAUAUUUGAAGAAUGCCUUGGACUGGAAGAUAUGGUUCUUUGCUGCCAACUUUGGUCUCUCGUCGGUGGUCACAUACGCUGCCGCUUACUUCCUUCCUAUCGUUCUACGUGAGGGGCUCGGGUUUUCUGAGGCCGCAGCUGAAUGUUUAAGUACUCCGUGUUAUGUUGUCGGAUCAAUUCUUGGAUUUGGCGAAAGCCUCCUUUCCGACAGAAUCGGACUUCGAACACCGUUCCUUCUCUUUAACUGCGUCAUCGAAGUAAUCGGGGUCGUUGUCUUGGGGUUCGCAAAACCAAGCGGUGUGAGAUACUUCGGAGCUUUUCUCAUUAUCGCAGGAUCCAACUCAAAUAUUCCCUUGUGUUUGACUUACCAAGCCAACAACAUCCGAGGCGUGUGGAGACGCGCCUUCUGUUCAGCAACCAUCGUUGGCGCUGGAGGUAUCGGCGGUAUCAUUGGUUCCUUGACCUUUCGGGACCAGGAUUCGCCAACAUACAGACCGGGCCUAUACACAUGUAUCACAGCUGGGUGCCUGACCUUUCUUUCAGUCUGCACCACGACGACGUAUUUCUUUGUCCAGAAUAAGAAGCAGAAAGAAGGAAAAAUUGUGAUUGAGGGCUUGGAGGGCUUCAGGUACACAUACUGA